ACACGAGGGCAGCGAAGCAACCCCGAAGAAGCCGUAGAAGAAGAAGAAGAAAGCGGGGAAGAGGCGGAACAACGUGAAGCUGCAUCACUUGAACUAAGAUGGCGGACGCAGAGGUGUCGAAGAAGAAGAAGAAGGCAAAGAAAGUUAAUGAUAAUGAUGUUGGGGAAAUUCAGCAGAGCGGCGACUUCUUCAUCCAACCAGAAACCAAGGUCCCUUCCUUGGACACGUCUCAAUGGCCGCUCCUCCUGAAAAACUUUGACAAACUGAAUGUCCGCACGUCGCAUUACACGCCAAUUCCCAGUGGGAGUAACCCCCUCAAGAGGACCAUCCAGGAUUACAUCAGGUCAGGCUUCAUCAACCUGGACAAGCCCGCCAAUCCGUCCUCCCACGAGGUGGUGGCAUGGAUCCGCAGGAUCUUGCGCGUGGAGAAGACCGGUCACAGCGGCACGCUCGACCCCAAGGUCACCGGCUGUCUGAUCGUGUGCGUGGACCGAGCCACGCGAUUGGUCAAAUCCCAGCAGAGCGCAGGGAAGGAGUACGUGGGAAUCGUUAGGCUGCACAACGCCGUCGAGAGCGAGCACACGGUGGCGAGGGCCAUGGAGACGCUGACAGGCGCCCUGUUCCAGCGACCGCCGCUAAUAGCCGCCGUCAAACGCCAGCUGAGAGUUCGUACCAUAUAUGAAAGCAAACUAUUGGAGUACGACCCAGAGAGGAGGCUGGGUAUCUUCUGGGUCAGCUGCGAGGCAGGAACCUACAUCAGGACUCUGUGUGUCCACCUGGGUCUUCUACUUGGGGUCGGCGGUCAGAUGCAGGAGCUCAGGAGAGUCCGUUCUGGAGUUCUGGGCGAGAAGGACAACCUGGUGACCAUGCACGACGUGUUGGACGCCCAGUGGCAGUUUGACCACAACAAAGACGAGUCGUACCUCCGGCGGGUCGUCUUUCCUCUGGAGAAGCUGCUCAUCUCACACAAGCGCUUGGUGAUGAAGGACAGCGCCGUCAACGCCAUCUGCUACGGCGCCAAGAUUAUGUUACCAGGCCUCCUCCGCUACGAGGAUGGCAUCGAAGUCAACCAGGACAUUGUUGUCAUAACGACGAAGGGCGAAGCCAUCUGUACAGCCGUCGCUCUCAUGACGACCGCCGUCAUUUCAACGUGUGAUCACGGCGUGGUCGCCAAGAUCAAGAGGGUCAUCAUGGAGCGAGACACCUACCCCCGGAAAUGGGGUCUGGGUCCAAAGGCGAGUCAGAAAAAGAUGAUGAUCAAGAAGGGACUCCUCGACAAACACGGCAAACCAAACGGCAGCACUCCAGAUGCCUGGAAGAGUGACUACGUGGACUACAGCGUCUCCAAGGAGGCCUCAUCGUGUGCCACACCCGCCGCCAAGAGGAAGCUACAGGAGGUGGACAGUGAAACCGAAGCCGCACCUUCACCUGCCGAGCAUACGCCCAAAGAGAAGAAGAAGAAAAAACGGAUAAAAGUGGAGGAGGAGCAGUCCGAGGAUGCCGGGGCAGAGCCCGACGUGGAGCCUGAAAGUGCCAAGAAGAAGAAAAAGAAGAAAAAAGUCAAAGAGGAAGCGUCUGAGUGACACCUGUCACAAGCCCCGUCCACAACACGCAAAGUAUGGUGGAAUGAGAAGACUGCACAACAGACAUGUUUCUUUUUUUUAUAUAUAUAUAUAUCCUUGUUUAAUUUGUAAAUAUGCCUUCAAUAAAAGUGCUGCUUUUUCA
This is a messenger RNA of Doryrhamphus excisus (bluestripe pipefish), 1725 nucleotides long. It is a transcript of the gene dkc1, whose product is annotated as dyskeratosis congenita 1, dyskerin. Gene Ontology annotation, biological process: rRNA pseudouridine synthesis; mRNA pseudouridine synthesis; box H/ACA sno(s)RNA 3'-end processing. The record is from RefSeq and is a predicted model, not a curated record. Gene Ontology annotation, cellular component: box H/ACA snoRNP complex. Gene Ontology annotation, molecular function: RNA binding; pseudouridine synthase activity. NCBI's taxonomy places the organism in Eukaryota, Metazoa, Chordata, Actinopteri, Syngnathiformes, Syngnathidae.